Molecule: messenger RNA, 1066 nt
Organism: Drosophila kikkawai
Lineage: Eukaryota; Metazoa; Arthropoda; Insecta; Diptera; Drosophilidae
Gene: Uch
Product: Ubiquitin carboxyl-terminal hydrolase
Biological process (GO): ubiquitin-dependent protein catabolic process; protein deubiquitination
Cellular component (GO): cytoplasm
Molecular function (GO): cysteine-type deubiquitinase activity
Source: RefSeq, a predicted model, not a curated record
UUUCCAACACUCCCAACACAAAAGUGCCGGUAAUUGUCUAGACAACAAUUUUCGAUCUGUCGGCGUUCAUUUUCUUUUGAAAUCUAAUUCGGAACGCAGUAAAAUCCAAAUUACAAAAAACCAGAAAAUGUCGACCUGGAUACCACUCGAAUCCAACCCGGAGGUGCUGACCAAGUACAUACAUAAGCUGGGCGUGUCGCCAGCCUGGUCGGUGACUGACGUCAUCGGACUGGACGAGGAUACACUGGAAUGGAUUCCGCGUCCGGUGAAGGCCUUCAUUUUGCUGUUUCCCUGCAGCGAAUCUUAUGAGAAGCAUCGCGCCGAGGAGCAUGAGCGCAUCAAGGAAGUGAAGGAGGAGCAUCCCUCCAAUCUCUUUUACAUGCGCCAGUUCACCCACAAUGCCUGUGGCACCGUGGCCCUUAUCCAUAGCGUGGCCAACAAUAAAGAAGUUGAUAUUGACACUGGAGUUUUGAAGAGCUUCCUGGAGAAGACAGCCUCGCUAACCCCGGAGGAACGUGGCCAGGCUUUGGAGACCGACCAGGACUUCACCGCCGAUCAUCAGGCCUUGGCUCAGGAGGGUCAGACCAAUGCCUCCGAGCACGAGACGGUGAUCCAUCAUUUUAUAGCCCUGGUGAACAUUGAAGGGACUCUGUACGAACUGGAUGGACGCAAGUCCUUCCCAAUUAAGCAUGGCGCCACCUCGGAAGAGAGCUUUGUAAAGGAUGCCGCCAAGGUCUGCAAAGAGUUCAUGGCUCGCGAUCCCAACGAAGUGCGCUUCACUGUCUUGGCCUUGACUGCUGCGCAGGAUUAGGCUGGAUCUUAAAUCUCAUAACAGUCCCACCACGAUCUUUGGUCUACCAGAAAAACAUACAUUUAAAACCUAUAUACAUAUAUAUGAUAUUUAUAAGGCCGAACAGGCGAACGAAGCCCCGCCUUUCGGCUGCCAGAAAGCCAACAGUUUACGCAUAUUUAUUUCGCUUUCGAGCCAAAGCCACAAAUGUAUUGGGAACAUAUUUAAUUUGUUAUUAAAGAGUGCACUCGAGCUUGAUGCUAAGCUUAUACCGAA